GGAGCAUGGCAGCCUCUGGGUCGGAAAAAAGCAACAAGAAGAAAACAGAGAAGAAACUUGCAGCCCGGGAAGAAGCUAAACUGCUGGCGAGCUUUAUGGGAGUCAUGAAUACCAUGCGAAAACAGAAAACUCUCUGUGAUGUCAUUCUCAUGGUACAAGAAAGAAAGAUCCCAGCUCAUCGUGUUGUGCUUGCUUCAGCCAGUCACUUUUUUAACUUGAUGUUUACUACAAAUAUGCUUGAAUCAAAGUCCUUUGAAGUGGAGCUAAAAGAUGCAGAGCCUGACAUUAUUGAACAGCUUGUGGAGUUUGCUUAUACUGCGAGAAUUUCCGUUAAUAGCAAUAACGUCCAGUCUUUACUAGAUGCAGCAAACCAAUAUCAAAUAGAACCUGUGAAAAAAAUGUGUGUGGAUUUUUUGAAAGAGCAAGUGGAUGCUUCAAACUGUCUUGGUAUAAGUGUAUUAGCAGAAUGCCUAGACUGUCCAGAACUGAAGGCCACAGCAGAUGACUUUAUCCAUCAACAUUUCACUGAAGUUUACAAGACAGAUGAGUUUCUACAGCUUGAUGUUAAACGUGUGACACAUCUCCUGAACCAGGACACACUAACUGUAAGGGCAGAAGAUCAGGUUUAUGAUGCAGCAGUCAGGUGGCUGAAGUAUGAUGAACCUAACCGCCAGCCAUACAUGGUCGACAUCCUUGCUAAAGUCAGAUUUCCUCUUAUAUCGAAGAACUUCUUAAGUAAAACCGUACAAGCUGAGCCACUUAUUCAGGAUAACCCUGAAUGCCUUAAAAUGGUGAUCAGUGGAAUGCGAUAUCAUCUGCUGUCUCCGGAGGACAGAGAAGAGCUAGUGGAGGGCACGAGGCCACGAAGGAAAAAACACGAUUACCGCAUUGCCUUAUUUGGAGGAUCACAGCCACAGUCUUGCAGAUACUUUAAUCCAAAGGAUUACAGCUGGACAGACAUCCGAUGUCCCUUUGAAAAGCGCAGAGAUGCCGCUUGUGUCUUCUGGGAUAAUGUAGUUUAUAUUUUGGGUGGCUCCCAACUCUUCCCUAUAAAGCGAAUGGACUGCUACAAUGUGGUGAAGGACAGCUGGUAUUCCAAACUGGGACCUCCAACGCCGCGAGAUAGCCUUGCAGCCUGUGCUGCGGAGGGCAAAAUUUAUACAUCUGGUGGUUCAGAAGUGGGAAAUUCUGCUCUGUAUUUAUUUGAAUGCUAUGAUACAAGAACAGAAAGCUGGCACACAAAGCCCAGCAUGCUGACUCAGCGUUGCAGUCAUGGGAUGGUGGAGGCAAAUGGCCUGAUUUACGUAUGUGGAGGAAGCUUGGGAAACAAUGUUUCUGGAAGGGUCCUGAAUUCCUGUGAAGUUUAUGAUCCAGCAACAGAAACGUGGACUGAGCUGUGUCCAAUGAUAGAAGCCAGGAAGAAUCAUGGGCUGGUGUUUGUAAAAGACAAAAUAUUUGCUGUGGGUGGACAAAAUGGCUUAGGUGGCCUAGACAACGUGGAAUAUUAUGAUAUUAAGAUGAAUGAAUGGAAGAUGGUGUCACCAAUGCCGUGGAAGGGUGUAACAGUGAAGUGUGCUGCUGUGGGCUCUAUAGUCUAUGUCCUGGCUGGCUUUCAGGGUGUGGGCCGAUUAGGGCACAUCCUUGAAUAUAAUACUGAAACAGACAAGUGGGUAGCCAACUCCAAAGUCCGUGCUUUCCCAGUGACGAGUUGUUUAAUCUGUGUUGUUGAUACUUGUGGAGCAAAUGAAGAGACGUUAGAGACAUGAAGGCCUCAAGGAGAGGUCAGGACAUUUUUCAGAGACUUGGAAAAGAUGGCCAUUGGUGCUUUGCUUCUUUUAUUGAUUCUUGUUAAACUGAAUAAUCUGAAAAACUGAGAUGCAGUCCUCACAUUUGUAUAU
Messenger RNA from Emys orbicularis (European pond turtle), 1898 nucleotides. RefSeq names its product kelch like family member 7 (gene KLHL7). The record is from RefSeq and is a predicted model, not a curated record. NCBI's taxonomy places the organism in Eukaryota, Metazoa, Chordata, Testudines, Emydidae. The coding region runs from base 6 to 1766 and encodes 586 amino acids. Gene Ontology annotation, cellular component: Cul3-RING ubiquitin ligase complex. Gene Ontology annotation, biological process: protein ubiquitination. The transcript is spliced from 11 exons. Gene Ontology annotation, molecular function: protein binding.